This is a messenger RNA of Selaginella moellendorffii, 759 nucleotides long. Its product is annotated as cytochrome P450 734A2. The transcript has 5 exons. The record is from RefSeq and is a predicted model, not a curated record. Lineage: Eukaryota; Viridiplantae; Streptophyta; Lycopodiopsida; Selaginellales; Selaginellaceae. Bases 1 to 759 code for a protein of 252 amino acids. Gene Ontology annotation, molecular function: oxidoreductase activity, acting on paired donors, with incorporation or reduction of molecular oxygen; monooxygenase activity; heme binding.
AUGGAGAGUUAUGGACGGUUGGAUGUUGAGGAACAUCUAUGGGGUUACAGAUUGACCAAGCAACGGUUGGAAGCAGCACGGGCCACUAUGCGGUUUUAUGUGGACAGGGAAUUUCAAGUGGGAUACUGGGUUUACGUUAAAUUCCGGCCUCGAUACACACUGGGAUGGAAGGAACUCAUCUACAUGCUGUCUUCCAACCGUUAUAGGAUUCGGUGGAAAGGUUUGGAUGACACCUAUGACACCUGGGUGACAGAGGAGCAGCUUAAUCAGUUGCUGGAACUGCUCACUCAAAGCGUUGAUAACAUAGCAGGAGAAAGGCCGAGUGGAAGUCUUGGAUCUUGUGACAAAGGACGGGCUCUUGGACAACGCAAAAGAACUAGAAAAGCUAAAGCUGCGAUCAUCCCUCGAAUGGCACUCAAGGAUUGCUACGUCGACCACCUCUUCAUUCCAAAAGGGCUGGCAGUUAACGUGCACAAUGCGGUGAUACACCACAGUGCCGAGAUGUGGGGAGAGGACUCGCACGAGUUUAAUCCCGACCGCUUUGCAAAUGGGAGCUUGGCAGCGUGCAAGCAUCCCAUGGCUUUCAUGGCACUCUCGUUUGGAGCGCGAGCUUGCGUCGGUCGGGCUUACUCUCAAGUCCAGGCCAAGAUCAUUGUGGCUUCUCUGUUGCAGAUUCCAGUGGAGCUUGUUGCCCGAUUAUCGUCACAGCCCCACAGAGUUCCCAUUGUGUUGACGCUGCUUGGCGCUAAAAAAGACUAG